AUGUGUGGCUCCUUCUUGAUUUGCGUUGAAGUGUGUGUAUAUUUUGCCUCGAGUGGAGCAAAACGUGAAAAGUAUGCUUUACAGUUGUUUGAUGGUAGAGAUAUGAUGAUACGGUCAAAAGAGACACCUUCCAAACCUUGUGAUAAAAUGUCAUCACGUCAUAGUCUUCAAAAUCAAAAGCACCAAGUUUCCAUGAUCUUGAAUUCUAGAUCAAAAAAUUCCCAGAAGAGGAAAUGUAACCAAUACAUAAAUGGUGAUAAAUUUGCCACUAAUUCUGAAUUUAUCGGUAAAAAGAAAUAUGGUACUGAUAAUGUCAAAGAUCAAAAAAGGAAAUUAUCUCCAGUCUUGUGUUCAACACCAUCGGAUGAAAAAAAUACUAGUUUAUCAAGAAGACAGAAAUAUGGUUCCCCUACUCAUAAUGACAUGCUAGAAUUUUGUGUUAUUUCUAGACAAGACUAUUCUCACCUAAGUGAUGUUCAAGAUUCUCUAAAGCGACCAAGUUAUCUUAAGAACAAAGAGAGCUUUUAUGUUCAUGCUAGAGAUUUAAUGGAUAAUGAUAGUUAUUCUUAUGGUAUCGCGACAUCAAUCAAAGAGAAACUAAUCGAAGAGGAUAUGGAAUUUGCUGACUCUCGAAGGAAAUUUUUACCUUCUAGGGGUAACCAUCUUUCAAGGCCAUUUAUUCCCAUUGGACCUAGGUUUCAAGCCGAAGUUCCCAAAUGGGAGGUGACAACCAACAUAAAAUAUAAUAGUGAUAACUGUUUGAAGUGGUUAGGCACUCAAAUUUGGCCAAUACCUUCUUUAUCUAGUGAUAAUGGUAGGCUUGACUCAAGCUCGGGUGAGAACCAUGAAUCGGUUGAUUGUUUUAGAAAACACGGUGAAGGUAGAGAGUGCUUAAAAUCAAAGGUUAAAGGCACCUUCUCAAGUUGGAAGUUUGAUGACAAGAUAGAAGAUGUUUUGAAAUCAUGGACAAUGGAAGAUGAGAAGAAAUUUGAAUCUCUAAUAAAAUUGAAUUUACUAUGA
This is a messenger RNA of Vicia faba (fava bean), 1020 nucleotides long. The record is from the annotation of a GenBank genome assembly. NCBI's taxonomy places the organism in Eukaryota, Viridiplantae, Streptophyta, Magnoliopsida, Fabales, Fabaceae.